Besnoitia besnoiti is the source of this 2148-nucleotide messenger RNA. RefSeq lists its product as uncharacterized. The coding region runs from base 1 to 2148 and encodes 715 amino acids. The transcript has a single exon. Lineage: Eukaryota; Apicomplexa; Conoidasida; Eucoccidiorida; Sarcocystidae. The record is from RefSeq and is a predicted model, not a curated record.
AUGGCGCGAAAGAACAAGUCCGCGAGGUCCCAGGCAGCAGCCGCAGAGGCGCCGGUACUCGCGGCUCCCGAAAUGAUCACUGAAGAGGCUGCCUCUCCGAUGCCUUCUCCUCUUGCGGCGUUGUCCCGCGUUUCUUCCCCGCCCGCGUCGCCGUUGGCCGCCGCCCUCGUCGAGGGCGCGCCGAAGGCUGAAGACAGCCCAGUUGCUGCUGCAGGCUCCAAGACAGGAAGCCGCCGUCCUUCUUUCAUGGCUUUUCUCGAGCGUCGCGAUGGUGGAGAAAACCUCGAAGCUACUGCGGAGGUGCGCAGACAGAGCCGCCGCAAUAGCUUCGUCGACAAAGCGAAGUCUCUCUUCGGAAAAUCGAAGGCGACCGCAGGCGCCGAGGUUGUCGCCGCUGAAAGCAACGAGCUUGCGCUUGAUGGAGCCGACGCAGUGGAGACACAGCAGAAGGAGACGGUUGCUGACACCCCAAAGGCGGAGUCGCGCACCGACCGCUGGAAGCGCCGUCUUUCUCUCUCGCGAGACCGCUCGGUCGAGCGCUCUGAGAAAACUCCCCGCAACCUAGUCGCGGAAUCCGAGCCCGCUUCGCCCCAGAACGCCUCGCCGGCGUCCCGUAUGGACCGCUGGAGACGCCGCCUUUCUCUCUCCAAGAAGGACGGAGAGGAGCGCUUGCCCUCUCGCGCCGAGGAGAGUGACGACGCGCAGCCUGAAGAGAAGGAAGUCGCGAUGCCUGCUGAAGAGGUAGCAGCGCCUGUUGAGGAGAAGGAAUCCAUGGCUGUGGAGAAGAAGGAGGAAAUCGUUAACGCGCCGGUGCUGACGGUGACCGAAGCUUUCACCAUUACUAUCGAGGGUGAGCCGGGGGCCGAAACCAAGAACUCCGCCCAGGCCUCAGUCACGAACGAGAGUGAGGCUUCGCCGACCCAUGCACGAUCGGAGUCGCGCGCCAACCGGUGGAGACGCCGCCUGUCUCUCUCUCGCGAUCGCUCGGUUGAGAAGAAUGACGCCGCAGAGGUUGCUCCCAAGAGCCCCUCGGCAGGAGCUGGGGAGGACAGCCUCGGCCGCAGAAUCUUCCGCCGCCUGUCGCUCUCCUCCCGCGACGGCAAAGACACCGAGUCUGAUGAGAUGGAAGGCGAGGAGAAGGAGGGACGCAUGUCGCGUCUAAGGCGCAGACUGUCGAUCUCCAAGAAGGCGAGCAAGACGGAGGAGCAGACCGAGACCUCCGAGGUCGAGAAGGAGAGCGGCAGACGCCGCAUGCUGCGCAGACUGUCAAUAAGCUCGCGCAAGUCGGUCCACGACGAAGAAGAGAGCGAGGCGAGCCCCACUCACGAGGCCUCCAAGUGGAAGCGCCGUCUAUCUCUCUCUUCGCGCACAUCCCGAGUUAGCCGUGAAGGCAGCGUGUGCUCCAACACCGGCGAGGAGGCGACGGAGGGCAGAUGGCGCCGCAGGCUUUCUCUGCGGUCGCGCUCUCGCGAGCCGCCUCUUCCCAGCCCUCAGGCCGCGCGCACCUCCCUCAAGGACAAGCUGAAGGGUCUCGUCCGCCGCCGCGACAGCCGCGCAGAGGAUAUGGAGCGUGUCGAAAAGUUCCACAACCCCGACUACCAGCCCAGCGGCAAAAUCGAAGUCGAGUCCAGCGUGGAUGCCGACUCUGAAAAGGAAGACGACAUCUGCGACCUCCUGCAGCCCGACCACCAGGGUGCGGGUGACCUCACCGAGGGCUUCGCUGUGUCCACCGACUCCUCGCGCGUCGUCUCGAUGCAGGCGGACACGGACUUGACGCCCAGAGAAGCGCGGGAGGAAGCGGCUAUGCCGGUUGAGACCCCCAAGGACUUCGAGGACUGGAUCGAAGGAGCGGUCGCUGCUGCAGAAGAACAGCCGCUGAACGCUCGCAUCCCCGCGCCGGAGAAGAGACUGCCCGGCCCUGGCAUGAUGGGACUGUUCUGCUGCGGCGCAGAAAGCCGGGAGACCGAAGAGGAACGCGAGAGGUGGCGGGAAGCCGUUCGCUACUCGUGCUCCAAGUUCCGCCCGCGCGAGAAGGUCUUCAUGAGCCAGCCGGUCGUCUGCCGCGAGCUUGGCGACGACGAGGACUUCGGUCCAAACUUGUGCUACGCCCCCACGGAGUAUGCGCUCGACAUCGAGAAGGCGUUCUAA